This is a messenger RNA of Diatraea saccharalis (sugarcane borer), 2278 nucleotides long. The record is from the annotation of a GenBank genome assembly. NCBI's taxonomy places the organism in Eukaryota, Metazoa, Arthropoda, Insecta, Lepidoptera, Crambidae.
AUUUAGUGGUCGCGAUCGAUUAUCGCGAUGAUCGCUAGUGCUACUGUAUGUUCUCGUGGUGGAUGUUGACGUUGGUGAAGGCGUGGUGUUGUUUGACAGUGUAGGCGUCGUGUCGCAGUCGCCUGCCAGUUUCCAGCGCGAGCCUCUGAGAUUCUCGUAACUGAUGCCGCACUGCCAGCUCGAGGAGGCCGAUGUGGUGGUGCGACGGAAACGGGACCCCGAGCGCGAGAAGGACAGAGACAAGGAGAGGGACAAGGACCGCGACAGGGAGCGCGACAGAGACAGGGAGCGAGAGCGGGAGAGGGACAAGGACAAGGAGCGCGAGGACAGGGACCGGGACCGCGAGAGGGAGAGGGAGAGGGAGAGGGACAAGGAGCGCGAUAGGGAGAGGGAGCGGGAUCGCGACAAGGAUCGACGCAGGCGCAGCGCCUCGAGAGGCAAAGAAAGGCGAGAUGAACGUGACAAGGACCGCGAGAGGGAGAGAGAAGAGAGGGAACGAGACAGGGAACGUGAACGCGAACGGGAAAGGGAACGCGAGAGGGAAAUGCGCGAGAGAGAAAGAGAACGCGAAAUACGUGAAAGAGAGAGAGAAAGGGAACGAGAGCGAGACCGCGAAAGGGAGCGGGAAAGGGAACGCGAACGUGAGCGCGAACGCGACAGAGAACGCGAGCGCGAACGUGACAGAGAACGCGAACGCGACCGCGAGCGCGAACGUGAACGAGAACGCUCGGGGUCUCGCGGGAGGGGACGCAGCCGCAGCGAGGCGGAUGCACGGCGAGAGAAAGAGAUGGAAGAGGAGGCGAGGGAGAAGAAACGACUCGAGAAGAAGGCUAGGGAGAAAGAGGCCGCAUACCAGGAGAGGUUGCGAAACUGGGAGGGCCGCGAGCGACGUAAGGCGAAGGAAUACGAGAAGGAGAAAGAGAGGGAACGAUGCCGCGAGGAGGAGCGCGAGCGAGAGGCGAAGAGGCUGAAGGAGUUCCUCGAGGAUUACGACGAUGAGAGGGACGAUCACAAAUACUACAAAGGUAAGGAGCUCCAGCGGCGGCUGAGCGCACGUGUGAGGGAGGCGGAGAGUGACCGUAGAGAGAGACAGCGCGAGCACGAGGAACUGGAGGCGCUUCAUCGGGAACUGUUCGCCCACAGACCCGCCGACGAUCCCGCCGCCACUGCCGCCUUCGAGAAGAUGCGUCGCGAACGUGAGGAGCAAUACAAGCCGCGUCUGCUGAUAGACGUCAGUCUACAAGCGGAACUGCAGCGGGAGCGGGAGAUGCAGCGGGCGAGACAGCGGGAGGACGCCAGGAGAGAGGCUCGGGAACGCGCGGCGCGAGACAGAGAGAGAUAUCUACGCGCUCAAGCCACGCGACAGUUGCCCACCGAAGCUGAACCUAUAGACUCUGAUGACAGCGGGGGCGCGGAGGCGGCAUCGCCCGCGUCCGGGGGCGGGUCCCCGCCGGGGGCGUUGUCCCCCCCGGCGGGCGAGGUGGCGGGGGCCACGACCCCCCCGCGCCGCCACCACCGCCACCACCGCCACCACCACGCCACGCCGCCGCCGCCGCACACGCCCGCCAGUUCAGAUGACGGCGGCGCUACACCCCCACGCCCCCCCUCCGAUACGCAUUCUCGCCGACCGAGCGCGACGUCGACGGGCAGCUCGCCCAUCACGAUAAGCUUCAACAAGACGCGGCCCGCGCCCGCGUCCGCCUCCGCUUCCGCUUCCGCCUCCGCUCUCGCGCCCGCCGGCAGCCCCGCGCCACCCGAUGCCGCCGCAGGUGGCGAUUUGAUGGCGGCGACUGGUCGUCCCCGCAGACAUGCCGCGUUCACUGACGACGAGGACUCGCCCACCACGCCGCGGACGCCGCACAGGCACUCAGGGAAAGAGAAGAAAGACAAAGAGAAGGGCAAGAAGGGCGAUAGUGAAAAGGAGAGCAAGAGUGCGGAGGAGAAACGCAAACACAUUAAGAGUCUCAUCGAUAAGAUACCAACGCAGAAGGAACAGUUGUUCCAGUACAAGUUGGAUACAGCACAGAUCGACGACACGCUGAUGGAGAAGAAGAUCCGUCCGUGGAUAAACAAGAAGAUUAUAGAAUACAUCGGCGAGCCGGAGCCGACUCUCGUCGACUUCAUAUGCAGUAAAGUACUGGCGGGCUCGCAGCCGCAGGGCAUACUGGACGACGUGCAGAUGGUACUAGACGAGGAAGCGGAAGUGUUCGUAGUGAAAAUGUGGCGUCUACUCAUAUACGAAUUGGAGGCGAAGCGCGCCGGGUUACAUAACAAGUGA